This is a messenger RNA of Pelagomonas calceolata, 916 nucleotides long. The record is from the annotation of a GenBank genome assembly. Lineage: Eukaryota; Pelagophyceae; Pelagomonadales; Pelagomonadaceae.
CAAGGUGACGAUAAAAGGAGUCUAUUCGCGGCGUCUAUCGAACUUGAGGCUGCAUCGAGCAGCGUGGUGGUCCACGGCGAGCUCCGGUGCCGCGCCGGCGCGCCUGGCGCCGGGCAGCGCGGGCAGCUGCAAAAUUCGGCCUGGGGCAGAGGCGGGCUGCACUGGCGCGCGCGGCCCGCGGGGCAGCCGCAGCAUGCAGCCCUGGUUCCGACCGGAGGCCGAGGCCGGCCGCGCGCACGCGGGAGCUGCCGCCCGGCGCGCUGCAUACAAGCUCAGUACGCCGCCGGCCGCGGCGGCCGCGCCCGCCCCGUCCGGGGCCCGGCCAGGCGAGCCCAGGCUAAGUCGCGACGCGCACCAUCGCAUGGGCGCACGCCGAGACGCGCACCAUCGCACGUCCGCACGUUGAGAAGCUCACCAUCGCAUCGCGCGCCGCCGAGACGCUCACCAUAUCGCAUUCGCGCAGGUCGCAACCAUGGUGAAGGUCGUCGUCUUCCUCGCGGCCGCCGCCGGCGCGCUGAACUUCGGCUCCAAGCCGACGACGGCCGGCACGACGCCCGCGGCCUUCAAGCCGGCGUUCGCAACCCGCCCAGAUCGCGCGCGCCGCCGCCGCGCCCUCGCGAAGCAGGAGGAGUGCAAGAAGGACCUCAUCCCCACGCCGGGCCGCUUCCUCUUCGCCUUCGGCCGGCCCGACGUCCUCGCGGCGCGCCAGGCCGAGCGCUGCGCCAAGUGGGAGUGGAGCUCCGAGUUCCUCGCCAAGGCGCGGCCCGACAAGGCCGGCGUCGGCAACUACGGCGCGGGCGACUACUUCGACGACGGCCUCACGGUCCUCGAGCGCAACCAGAUCGCCUCCGGCAAGGAGUCCUUCCUCACGGGCGGCGCCAAGGCGGCCUACCGCGCGCGGACGGGCCAGUUCUAG